Verruconis gallopava is the source of this 3336-nucleotide messenger RNA. RefSeq lists its product as uncharacterized. Lineage: Eukaryota; Fungi; Ascomycota; Dothideomycetes; Venturiales; Sympoventuriaceae. The transcript has 3 exons. Gene Ontology annotation, molecular function: glycerophospholipase activity; metal ion binding. The record is from RefSeq and is a predicted model, not a curated record. The coding region runs from base 239 to 3139 and encodes 966 amino acids. Gene Ontology annotation, cellular component: cytoplasm.
AAACACAUGAACGUGAUGUUUCAUACGGCAUUGAACCGUCAGCAACUGAAAUUUACCUAAGUCUCAGAGUUUGCGUCGUAAGCAGUGAUAAACUGCAUUUCUCUCCGCCGAGCUGGAGCGCAUCGCCGGCUUCGAAUCCCACCUUCGUCGAACACUACCGAGUGUGCACCGUCGAUUCAAGAAGGGCGCUACAAGCUGGCAAAGCCCAAAACGAACCGGCGUAUGCCGGCGAGGACUCAUGUCUUCUCCACCUAACAAACAGGGCUACCUCUCAGGUCUUGCUUCGUACUCUCCCUGGAGCUCUCGAAGUGCCACGCCGAAGCCUCCGGCUCCGGACAAGAAACACGAGGACCCUACUUUUGAGCCGCAAAGAGGUGGAGAUCAUUCUGUCAGCAAGCGGCAUAGACUGUCGCUGAAACAGUACCCAAGCGAUUGCCCUCCUCUAGUUGUAAGGUGGUUCCAUGCCGUCGACAUACCCAAGCGUAAGCCGCUGCAGACCCAAACUUCCGAGGGGAAAGCUGCCCCACAACCAAAGAAAUACGUGCCUUUUUCUGAGCGAGACUCGAGAGCAAUAGAGCAUGCAUAUCAAAAGGGUGGCGAACAAGAUGAUGUAGCAGACAGAGAGCGUUUGGCUCAGGGACAAGCACCGGAGCUCGAUAGGACAGGAGAUAUAGGGCUCUCGGCAGAUGACAGGCGUGGCACCAAGCUCAGGAGAACUGCUGAGGAGCAGGAGGAUACUUCUGUCAAAGUGCCGGUCAACGAAGACUUUCUCUUCGACGUAGAUGUCGAACGGAGAGAGCUAGCUCCAGCAUACUGGCUGGGUCCUGUCUACGAUUGUCGUCGAGGCACAUGGUUUGCAACUGAUGGCUCGUCUUUGAAGCCUCUGGAUGAAAAUCUAGCUACACAGCUCGAAGAGGGAUAUUUAAAGCUGAAACCCUGGCGUUUUCCAAAAGAGCAGCCCAACAAGUCUUCUCCACAAGCUUCAAAGCCUCGAUCAAGACCCUCUUCGUUUGCUCUGGACUCGAAGAAAUCCGUGACACCUAAGAAUUCCAACGACAGUCUAAAAGGUCAUGGCGACACGGCUGCCGUGCCAAAUGAGGCGAUUCAGAGAACGUUCCGCUUAUUUGGCGCGCAUAUGAACUCGGUCGUCACUUACCAAGACGAAAAGACUGCUUGGAUCAUGUCAGAUGAUUUCUUGUCAGGCAUGCGGGGCACAAUGUACGAGAGAUUUGCUGGAGCCGCUCAUUAUGCUGGCCUGAAAGUUGUGCGGGGCUUCACAGACGCAACGCCUAAGAAAGAAUCCAAAGAUAAUGAUAAGCCAGUAGAUUCGUCUCCAAGACUGGGGUCCGAAGAAAAAUUAAAGGAGAAAGAGGCGGAGAAAGAGAAGGAUGAGGAUAUAAUUUCCCCAAGCUUGAGUCGUCGGAUCACUCUGGAACGGCAGAUGUCCUCUCUUGUUGAAUCCGGUGCCUUUGAAAGUCGUGAAAGCGAGGAAGAGGAACUACGCAAACGGGACGAAAAAGAAAUAGAGAACGACUAUGUCGAGGCUGAUGGCGACGAGCAAGGCAGAGAAAUUGAACACCUGAUCCUUGUGACCCACGGCAUCGGCCAGCAGCUGGGUUUACGCUUUGAGAGCGUGAAUUUCAUACAUGAUGUCAACACUUUGCGAAAGACGUUGAAAUCAGUGUAUAGCAAUUCACCCGACCUUCAAGCUUUGAAUGCGGAGGUUGGCAAGCCCCAGAAAAACUGUCGGAUUCAGGUCCUGCCCAUAUGCUGGCGCCAUCUCCUGGACUUUCCAAAGCAAAGCUUGAAGUAUAAUCGUAAAGAGCAUGACCUUGGCGAUGCACAUGAAGAGGAGGACGAGAAGUAUCCAAGUAUCGAUGAUAUCACCGUCAACAACGUCUUCCGUAGCUUCAUCACUGACCUGGCUCUUGACAUCUUGCUUUAUCAAUCGCCUGCAUACAAAAUUCACAUCACGCGCAUUGUUUUAAACGAGUGUAAUCGGAUAUUCCGCCUUUUCAAACAGCGAAAUCCGAAUUUCAAAGGCAAAGUGAGCCUGAUGGGCCACUCGCUAGGCUCUGCAAUCAUGUUCGACAUCCUUUGCAAUCAGAAGGCGGACACCAACGGCAACAGACGCCACAGCAUGAGCAGUAGUCGACGCAAGACCGAUGACGAAAUGCAAUUCGAAUUUCCAGUCGAGGACUUCUACGCAUUGGGCUCCCCUAUUGGUCUUUUCCAGAUGCUCAAGGGUCGAACUAUCGCAGCACGAACCCCAAAUGUUAAGCCGGCGCAAACACCAUUUUCUGACAUAGACGAUCCUUUUGCGACAAGAACUGAGUCCAACUAUUUCGAGAACACAACUUCGUCGCCCAAGUGUCAACGAUUAUACAAUAUUUUCCACCCUACGGAUCCGAUUAGCUACAGACUUGAGCCGUUGAUCACACCAGCAAUGUCAAAUAUGAAGCCCCAGCCACUACCCUACACCAAGAAAGGACUUUUUGGUAAUCCGGCACAAGGAAUGGCAGGUAUUGGUGCUCGUGUUGGGCAGAGCGUUUCAGGUUUGUGGACUGGCUUGACCAGCGGAAUCGCAAGCAGUCUGUUAUCGCGGAGCCUGGGAAUAUCAGCUGAUGACCCAACGAAGAGCCAGCAGGGCAAAGCAUCAUCGCGAAAUCAGGCUACAAAUACAAGUGCGAAUGGAGCUGGCAAUGUGGCUCAGCAGUCCGGACCUUUUGCAUCUAGCGACGCAGAAAAGCUUAUCCGGGGCGACCUGACGGUCCGGACUGGGGAAGACGGGCAGCAUCCACCCACACUUCUGGACGACGAAAUCGAGACGCUGUACUCCGGCUUCAAGAAGCAGAGCGUCACAUCAUCAAACCCUCUGGAAAGAGACGACCAGCGUCGCGACAUUGAAGAGCAGGCUCGAAAGCUGAAGAGAGAGGAAGCAAAAGUGCGAGCGUUGAAUAGCAAUGGGCGAGUAGACUAUAGCAUUCAAGAGGGAGCCUUUGACUUGUCAUUGCUGGCUGGCAUUGCAUCGCACCUUUCCUAUUGGGCUGAGGAGGAUGUAAGCCACUUUGUAAUCUCACAGUUGCUCUCCCGACAUCGAGUCCUGCGCAAUGAGACGCAGCGGAAAGGUGAUGCUUAGGUUGCGAAAGGUCUCACCAGUUUAACAUAGAUUGGCGUUGGCUGUCCCAGGACAUUUAGUGUAAGGUAACGCGAAAACACAGGGCGUCGUAUGGGUUGCAGGAGUGUUGGCAAAUGAUCAGCAAACACAAAGACCACGCAUAGGUAUCGCGAUUGAGUAGAUCGUAGCCAGUCAAAAAGUAGCUCAAGUUCUGAACG